UUGGGGAUUUUAUUGACAGCUGGAAAAGUGAAAAAUUUUCGUGGUGGUGGCAGCACCUGUGUGUAGCCAUUUUCGCGUUUCUCCGUGAAUUUUGCGUUCCCGCAAGGAGUUCCAAAAGUUUGCAAAAGGGACACUGUUGGGUGUCAUUGAUGUUGUGGACCGCGAGUGAGACACAUCCAUAAAUAGUGUGUGCUACUGUUUUAUGCGUAGGUAAAUCAUUUUUGAUGGGGAGAGAGUGGUAGACACCUCCUCGCUGGUUGGAGUGCUGUGUGAUUUUUGUGGGGCCACCAUCUUUGUGUCUCCCUCUUUCAUUGGCUGGCUCAUAACGGUGAGACAAGAGGAGGCGGCGGCGGCGAAACGUCUCCCGAGAGAUCACCGGAAGACGAGGCCUCUUGCUGGUGGACUUCCUGGACGACUAUGGGCUGCUUCGGGUCGGCGGGAAGUAAGCAAACAGAUGCUGGUGGCUCUGAAGAUUCAAAGAGUCAAAAGAGACGUAGUGAUGCCAUCACGAAGCAACUGCAGAAGGACAAACAGGUGUAUAGGGCGACACAUAGACUCCUGCUUCUGGGCGCCGGUGAGUCCGGCAAAUCGACUAUUGUGAAGCAAAUGCGAAUUCUACAUGACGCCAAUGGGUUUUCCGAUCGUGAACGGAAGCAGAAGAUUGAGGAUAUCAAAAAGAAUAUUCGUGAUGCCAUCUUGACGAUAACCGGAGCGAUGAGUACGCUGAAUCCGCCGAUUCAAUUAGAGAAACCCGAGAAUCAAGCAAGGGUUGAUUAUAUUCAGGAUGUGGCAUCAAAUCCGGAUUUCAACUAUCCCCCGGAAUUUUAUGAGCACACAGAGCAUCUCUGGAAAGACCGCGGUGUUCAACAAACAUUCGAACGUUCGAAUGAAUAUCAGCUAAUCGAUUGCGCUCAAUAUUUUCUUGAUCGUGUAAGUGUAAUAAAACAGCCGAAUUAUAGUCCAACAGAGCAGGAUAUUCUGAGGUGUCGUGUCCUGACCUCAGGCAUUUUUGAGACAAGAUUUCAAGUUGAUAAGGUCAAUUUCCAUAUGUUCGACGUCGGUGGUCAGAGAGAUGAGAGACGCAAGUGGAUUCAGUGCUUCAAUGAUGUAACUGCAAUUAUUUUCGUGACAGCAUGUUCUAGUUACAAUAUGGUGCUGCGUGAAGAUCCAACACAGAAUCGUCUGCGGGAGUCCCUUGAUCUAUUUAAGAGUAUUUGGAAUAAUAGAUGGUUGCGUACAAUUUCCGUGAUCCUCUUCUUAAAUAAACAAGAUUUACUAGCUGAAAAAAUUAAAGCGGGUAAAAGUAAAUUGCAAGAGUACUUUGCAGAGUUCACCAGAUAUCAAACUCCGGCUGAUGCAAUUGCUGAACCCGGAGACGAACCAGAAGUAAUUAGAGCCAAAUAUUUCAUCAGAGAUGAGUUUUUGCGCAUAUCAACUGCUAGUGGCGACGGAAAGCACUAUUGCUAUCCCCAUUUCACAUGCGCUGUCGACACGGAAAAUAUACGGCGAGUGUUUAACGAUUGCAGAGACAUCAUUCAAAGAAUGCACCUCCGGCAAUAUGAGCUUUUAUAGAUCUUAUUAGUAACGGAACUUUUUGUCGUCGCCAUUCUUCUGUAUUCUAUUUAAAGUUUUCCUUAUUUUUCUUUUCCAAAAACAAAAAACAACAACAAAGGUUAGAAGAAGAGUUUUAAUUGGUGGUAAUGUGAGAAGAAAAUCGUGAAAAAAAUUUUCAUAAAGUAACCAUCACAUCUAAUUAAUUCUUCGAGCAAAAGCAAAGGCAAAUAUAUAUACAUAAAAAAAAAGAAAAGGAUCAAAAAAGAAAACUAAAAAGGGAUACAUUGUACCAUUCACAUUAACAUUGCAAGAAGAGGAUGAAGAUGAGAGAGUGACACCAAAUCAAAUCACACAAGCAGCACACAUUGAAACACAUUACACACACAAGAACUAGCCAAAUAAGGUAUAAAAUACACAUUUUAACUUUAUUAAUUAAAAAAAGAGAGAGAAAAUAUUAAGAAAAAAAAUAUUUUAAAAAAAAGUGAAAGAAAUAACUAUAGGGAUUUAAAAAAAAAUGGAAAUGAGCAAACACAGUACGAAAGGGAAAAAUCAAUUGCAAACCAAAUAAAUUAUUUAAAAGAUAUGGUGAAGAGAAUAAAAGCGCAUGGAACGAUGGAGAACACACACUGAGAUAACAGAAAAAAAACGCAAAAUUCGUGUAUUAAUAAAUAAUAAAAAAAAGUAUAGUUCUUAUCGAGAUGAAAGUGAAACCUAAACACAAAGUGGAAGGAAACACAGAAAAAAAUGCGAAAAGAAAUAGAGAAAAAAACAAAAAAAAAUUAGUAUAAAAUUAAUAAAUUAAAAAGGACAGAGAAAUAGUGAAACUUCUGUGGGAAUUGUAUUUACACAGAUAUGAUAAAACAAGAAGAAAAAAAUGCAAAGAAAAACACAGAACAAUGUUUACGAAAAAAAAUAGUCACUGGAUGGAAACUUAAGUUAUUGUGGUUGAUAGAAAAAAAAAUUCUAAUAAUUGUAUAUAAGUUUAUUUUUCUUUUUCGGUUUUAAAUGCUUUUAUUAAUAAAUGAUCGAAAAAUAAAAAAUAAAAAUAAAAAAGUCGCGAUAAAAAAAAUUUCAAACAGUGCAGUAAGGCGAGAAAUCUACGGCAUAUAUUAAUUUUAUUGUAAUUUAUUUUUUAGGUAAUAAUAUUAAAUGAAAUUUAGUCGAAAUUGAAAAAAAAAAUAAUGGGAUGGGAGAGAAUGCAAGAAAAUACAGUAAAUUGUAACAUCUGUUCAAAGGGAAUGUAUUUAUUUUAAAUGAAGAAAAUAAUCUACCAGAUAGGUAGAGUAAAAAAAAACUACCAGUAUGAAAAAGCACAAAGCGUAAGAUGAGGAAAAUCGAUAGGGAAAGUGAGGAAAUUGAGUAUGAGAGAAAAAAUAUCUCAGUGUCUAGUUGAAUAUCUCCAAUAGAAUGUUUUUUUUUUAACAAUGAUUACAAUCGUGGUAACGGAAAAAAGGGAUUUAGAUUUUUUUUGAAACUCUAUAAAAUCAAGGAAAAACCAAAGGAAAACUAUAUUUAAAUUCCAAUGAAACAAAAGAGAAACACUUAUAAUGCCCAGCGCCAUUGCCUUUGAAUCUAAAUAGUCCCGUAUAGACUCAGUUUUCUUUAUUGUAUCCUUCAUGGCGCUGCGAUCGCUUUUUCUGCAGGCACAUAUUUUUACCAGUAAGUUGCUUCGGCAAACGAAGUGUCACUGGGCUGGCGUCCGUUGAAGGAAAUGGUCGUCUCUAUGUCGCUCCGUAUGAGAAUUUGUGGAGAGGUAAAACGAUACCUGACAAUGCCAGCACAUAAUACUUUUCGUUUUGUAAACAUAUUUUCUAAUCUUCCAAUGAGAGUGAGCGAGAUGACUAUAUUUAGAUUUUACUCACUCUCACUGAAAUGUCAAAAACAUUUUUACAAAACAAAAGUUAUUGUGCGCUGAGCGUAAUGACUAGUGCACAAUAACUUUUGUUUGUAAACAUGUUUUCAAAAUUUAUUAUGAGAGUGAGCGAGAUGACUAGAUCUAGAUCUCACUCACUCUCAUUGAAAUGUCAAAAACAUAUUUACAAAACAAAAGUUAUUGUGCGCCAGGCAUAAUGCCCAACGCACAAUAACUUUUGUUUUGUAAAUUAUGUUUUCGAAAUUUCAUUGAGAGUGAAUUAAAUGUGGAUCUAGUCAUCUCACUCUCUUUCAUAGGAAAUUUUGAAAACAUGUUUGCAAACAAAAGUUAUUGUACAUUGGUUAUAAUGCCCAGCACACAAUAACUUUUAUUUCUUAACAUGUUUUCAAAAUUUCCUAUGAGAGUGAGCGAGAUGACUAGAUCUCGACCUCACUCACUCUUAUUGAAAUGUCAAAAACAUAUUUACAAAAAAAAAGUUAUUGUGCGCCAGGCAUAAUGCCCAAUGCACAAUAACUUGUUUGUAAACAUGUUUUUAAAAUUUUCUAUGAGAGUGAGCGAGAUGACUAUAUUUAGAUUUUACUCACUCUCAUUGAAAUGUCAAAAACAUGUUUACAAAACAAAAUUUAUUGUGCAUUCUGCAUAAUUCACAAUUUAUUUAGUUUUAUAAACAUAUUUUUGAUUUUUCAGUGUGACUGUAUGAAAUGCAGAUCUAGUCAUCUGACUCACUAUCAUAGAUUGUUCCGAAAAUAAUGUUUACAAAAUAAAAGUUAUUGUGCGUUGGUCAUAAUACGCAACACAUACAGACACUUCUAUUUUGUAAACGUGUUCACGAAAACUACAUAUGAGUGAGCGAGAUGACUAGAAGCAUGUUUCGCGGUUCUUAUUCUUUGAACUGUCAAAAAUAUGUUUAACAAACCAAAAUCAUUUUGUAUGGCUCAUAAUGAGCAACAUAGAAUGAUAUAUAUAAAUCUAUUUAUAUAUAAAUAGAAUAUAUAAAUCUAUUUAUAUAAUUUCAUCCCUUUCAGGAUUUCGAACAUUCGGGGUUUUGGCUUUCGGGAUUUUAGUCUUUUCGGGAUUUUGACGUUCGGGAUUUUGGCUUUCGGGAUUUUGGCUGCCACCGGUUUUAGAGACUAUCCAGGCGGACAUUUCGUCCUUAGACGAAAAUAGCGUUGAAUCAUUCCUAAUAACGGUUUUUCAAGGUCAAAGGUUAAAAAGAUACUAGAGAACGCAUUUAUCAAGCGAAUGUUGAAUGUGAAUGAAGUGUCAUGUUGUGCUUGUUGAAAAAGUCUUGAAAUUUCCGACAAAACUGAACCGGUUCCAAUCGGUUCUGAACCGGUAAUGAAUAGGUACAUAGCCGAUAACUAUUUUUUAUCCCAAAAUCAAUUCUAUUUCUUUUAAAACAUUUUGGAGUAUCUUUUGAAAGUUUUAUGCAUCGUAUCAGUUCAAAUCGGUUGAGAACCGUUAAACGGUAAAUUAUACGAAGGUACUUUUGCGGUUUAGCAUCUAAGUUACGAGUUCGAGCAUUUCGCAAAGCCUAGGACGCAUUGCCACCCUUUUUAAGAUGGAAUCACUUUUGGUUUUUGCCCAGAACUUUUGGUUCUGAUGAAGACCUUCUUUAUUGGUCAACUAAAUUCAGUUUUCAGAGUCUUCCUUAGGGAUCAUGUUGUUCAUUUGAACUCAAUGAUCAAUUGCAUUCUGAAAAACCAAUAAAAUUAAUUGUUAUUUAGGGUUUUGAGACCUUCGGGAACUGGGCUAAACCUUUAGUAUGAAGACCGCUUUAGGGUGACAACAACUUUUACUGGAAAUCUUCGAAGAUAUCUUUUAAAAUCAUGUAAAUCUUUGAUGGCCUCUACACAAUAGAGAAAUUUAUGUCCAUAUCGAAGCAAUAUUCCCUACGCUUGUGUAGGAAAAACUCUUCAAUGAGCCCAAACACAAGUAGAUUUUGUUUCUCCAAUAGUGUCUUGGAUAAAAGGUAAAUGUAACUCUAUUUUCACAAAAAGUCGUUGACGUUCGAAGAAUUCAAAUUCAAUUUUGAAUUUUCAUACUAAAUUUUCGAACAAGGUGGGGAAAAUUUAUCAAAUAUCACAGUAAAAAGCUCGCAAAAGAGUUACUCAGUGAUUAUGGAGUGAUUAAGUAAUGAGACAAGAACAGUAAACGUCGUUGUUCUGUUUUAUUUCUCACAACAAUGCGAAGACAGUCACAUUUUGACACUUGAGGACUUCGAAAUUCAGCCACCUUGCGGAAUUAUCUAAAAGUAAGAAAGACUCGUUUUUGGAUCUUCAAAUAGAUUUUCGAAUUUUUCAAGAUCUACUUUUGUACGGAAAGAAUAUGGACAUAUUUUUCUGUAGUAUGUAGAGGGCCAUGAGAGUAGCAGGAGCGAUAUUUUUAUAAAUAAUCCUCCGAAGUUUUUUUUAGAACUACAUUUUUUUUGUGUACUAAAGAGUUUGUCAAGUCAGUAUGAAUCAGUCAGUCUUGUCAAAAACCUCGUGGAGCAUCAAUUGAAGUUGGACUUUAAGAAAUCUAUAAUUAUCCGUUCAAUUUAGUUAGUUUUUAGUUGGAAAAGUUGUGUAAAAGAAGGUGUUUUCCAUUGUCUCUUAAAGAAAGAAGUGAUAUCAGAAAACUGGAUCCUUUUGGCCGGAUUUAUUCCUUGUCUUUGCAUUCAGGUAUCCGAUUUGAGAGUUCUCUGGGAAGUAUCACAGGAAGAGUUACUUAACAAAGAUUAAUUCUAAACAGGUACUUGAGUUGGAUGUUCUCUGGGAAGUAUCACAGGACAUUCUACCUAAACAGUUUAUUUCUAAACAGGUAAAUUAUAACCAAAAGCUUUGUCCUUAAUGGAGGCACGGGCUUAGGAUAUCUAGGUUAUCCUACUUUUUUCUUUUUGGAUACUUUAACAAAAUUUUUGCAGUUGACCCCAAAACGCUUUAAAGCAAUAUUCUGAAUUUACUUUAGCCAUUUUGCCCUAGGCCUUCCCCGAGGUAGAUUCCCCUGGUUUGGGUAGGUUUUUUGAGGAACAUUUCUUUAUUCAUGCACCGAGCAUGACCAUACUAUCAGAGCUAAUACGAAGAAGUAGCUCCUCGUGAGUGCUUUCGUUUCUAACUUUAUCCUUACGACUAGUUCUUCUAAUAUCAAAAGCCAUUCGUAAAAGUAUUAAAAUGAUCCUCUUGAAAAGAUAGAGGCUAUUUCCUAUUUCAGAAAAGAUCGCAUUGGAUCCUUGCGCUAUAAACUUAGAAUUCUAAACACUGAGUUAAUAAUUUUUUGUGGAAAUUCGACAUUGCUACAAAGUUAAUUUUUUCCAUUCUUAAACUUCUUAAUUGUUUUUUUAAAAUCAUAUUGAUUGAAUAUUCAAAAAAAUCCUUGAUAUUCCACUAGACACUCUGACUUAGCACAAUUAUUUCUCAAAUUUGUACUUCUAUUUGUAAAAGGAUAUCAAAAAAUGCUAUACAAUAUUUAUUCGAAACAUCACAAUUCAAUUAUAAACCAUUGAAAUUUUUUCCUCAAUCAUCUCUUAUAUUUUUCCUCAUAUUUUUGCACCUUCCUUUUACAAAAGGGACUACUUAAUGGAAGAAAAUAGAAUAAAAAAAAACAAAUUAGCAGCGAUAGAAAUGAAGGAGAGAAAAAAAAUGUGAAAAUCUGUAAAGCAGAAAUUAAUAGCCAAUACAUUAAAAAUAAUAUAAAAUAUGAUGAAAAAAAAAAAUUAAUGAUUAAGAAUAAAAAUUUAGGUAAAAAGAUAAUGAAAUUAUAUUUGUGUGUAAAUACAUAAUUCUAUUAUAAUUAUAAAAAAAGUAACAUAAAGGCAACAAAAAAUGGUGGAUUCAAAAUAUUAAUUAAUAUUUAUGAUUAAAAAAAACUGGAAAGUGAGAAAAAGGAAAAUAAUUAGAAAAGAAAAACCAUUGUCGUAAUAUUUGAAAAGAAAAAAGUAAUUGAAUGGUUUUAUUUUAGACGAACUGACAGGAUUAUAAAAGAAAUCACUAACAGAUUUUUAAGAAAUAAUGAAACUUCCAACAAAGAAAACGUUUUUAUUUGAAAACAGAUGUGAAAGGAAAUACAAUGAUAAGAGGAAUGUAAACAGUUUAAUUGAUAAAAAUAUAUAUAUUGAUUGUGAUAGUGGCAUAUAUAACAUAAUUAUACAUAUAAAUAUUUUUUAAAUUAAAAAAAAAGAUAGAAGAUUAAAAAAAACUGAGUGAAUUAGUGGAAAAUUUCGUUCUUCUGCUUUACUCUAUCAUGUUUUUAUUUUUUAAAUUAAUAUAUUUUGUAUAUUACUUUUGUUUUUAUUUUUUAACAAUUUUAUGAUACAGCAAACAACCACAAAAUCUUUAUUGUUAAUUGUAAAUUUGUUAAUUUUUUUUUGUUUAAUUGCUAACAAUGCAAAAUUGAAAAUAAGGGUGUUACUUUAUUAAAUAAAUUAAGCAUAAGUUUUAUUAAAAAUUAGAAAAAAAUCAGGCAGCUUCUUUUGUUUCAACGAAAGAGAGGAGAAUUUGUAGAAAAAAAAGUACGAUGGAAGUUUUCAAAAUUUAAGACAGAAAGGGUUUCAUAAAAAAGCAGUUUUGCAAUAUUUUAUUUUUUUUAGAAUUCACGAAAUAUUUUUAAAAUCAUCUAUCAUCAAACGUAUAGUUUCAAGUUCGAUAAAAGAAAAACAAAAGACAGAAUUGAUAAAAAAAAUUACAAGUGGAUUUUAUUUUUAUUACUUUACAGUCCAAAUGGUUAUGGAUAUCUUUGCAUUUAUAUUUUAAAACAUUUUGUCGCAAACAUCGAAUUUCCUUUCAAGUGCUUAAUUAAAACACUCCAAACGUUCAAUAAUUCUACAUUUAUUUUCUCUCUGAAGUGUUUAGUGACUUUUUAUUCAAUAUAAUUUUAAAAAUUUUAUUUGAGAGAGAAUAAAAGGGCAGAAAAAGGAAAUUCCAUGUAAAAAAUAAUAAAUUGAAAUAACUAGCACAAAUCUUUCUAAGAGUUUUUAUCUAAUUCAUUAAACAUCAUAAUUUUUUCCAAGGUGCCUACGGAAUGCUGUUAGGUUUUUUUUAAAUUAUUUUGUAAAAAGUUAGUAUUGAACCCUCUUAAUAUGCUCUAUUUAAAAAAAAAUAAGCCACUCCUCCUGCUGGGUUUCUUCUCAGGUAAAUUCGAAAUUUUUAAAUUCAAUAUUUACCUCUGUCCCAAAAAUAGUCGUACAUUCUUUCAUAUAGGGGAAAGUACUCUCCCUUCGAACGUUCAUGCCUUCGAAUAAUGUGAAUUUCUUUUGUUUUUCGUAAGAGAUUUACACUAAAUUAUCAUGGAAUUAUCAAGAAUUGAUGAUAAGCCAACUAAUAUUUAAUAAAAAUGUGUAAGUCUCUUAGGAAAACUAAAAGAAAAUUCACAUUAUUCGAAGGCAUGAACGUUCGAAGGGAGAGUACUUUCCCCUAAAAUGUACUAGCAAACGUACGACUUUUUUCGGGACGGAGGGAGUAUAUUUUUUUAAUUAUCUCAAUUUGAGGGAAAACAUAGGUUUUCACUACCUUUAAAAAAUAGGCCACGCCCUCUACUAUAUCCUGUAGAGUACAUCACUUAAAAAUCCGAAGGUUGUGUAAUUCCUAAAACAAGUAAAGGCCCUUAAGAUUUUUUUAAUGAUAAAAAUACUAAAAUCAGUACAAAAACACCUAACAAAGUUACAUACAGAAUAAAAUUUCUGUGGCCACGCCUACUUAAGUGCAGUAUUCCUAUUCUGGUAGCGUCAGUAAAUUGACCCUUGGUUGAGAAAUUUAAGGUACCAAUAUUUGGGAGAAGUAAGCCCAAAUGGGGUUUACCUAAAUAAUAUUGAAACUUCUGAGGGGUAAAUUGGAAAAUUAAAGGAUAGGGGAAAGUACUCUUCCUUCGAACGUUCAUGCCUUCGAAUAAUGUGAAUUUCUUUUACUUUUCCUAAGAUACUUGCACAUAAUUAUCAAUAUUUGAUAAUAAGCUAACUACAAUUUAAUAGAAAUGAAUAAGUCUCUUAGGAACACAAAAUAAAAUCAUAUUAUUCGAAGGCAUGAACGUUUGAAGGGAGAGUACUUUCCCCUACUACCCAUUUUUCACUUUACGGGGAUUAAUGUCACUCACUGAAGAUUGAGGACAUUUACCUAAUAAUAGCACCCCAAAAAGCAAUUUUUCAGCACCUAUGAAAAUGGUAAGGGUUGGACCUUUCAAGGGAAUAAUGGAUUUUGAUUAUUGGAUAGGCAUAUGUCAAGGGAUACUCGUAACUCAUAUUGAAAAAAGAACCCUUGUCAAUUGUCCGAGAAACGCUUCUCAAAAUCAAAAAAACCCACUUUUUGCAACGCGAAACCCCAGAAACCUAAAAAUUGCAUUGCGAAACUCGAGAAACCACACUGAGAGAAAUCCGAAAAAGUUAAAAUAACAUUCUGGAAAUGUUAAUUUUACCCUGCAUUAUUUAUCCAAAAUCGGUGUAAAUAUUACACUUUUUAGGUGUAUUAUGGGUUAAAGGUACCCUUUUUCAUGUUAAUUUUUAUUCUUAAAAAGGUGUAAAAUUAAUAUUAAAAAAUGUUGAUAUAUUUUUACACCUAAAAAGUGUUGAAGUUUUGAGGAAAAAAUGUUAAUCGCACCCUCUUUUUUUUCUCACACUGAGAAAAAAACAAGGGUGCAACUAACUUUUUUUCCUCAUAACUUUAACACUUUUUAGGUGUAAAAUAUAUCAACAUUUUUAAUGUUUGAAGUCUCAUUUUGAUGAGGCAGUGCGUGUUUCCUUCGAGAUUUUAGUGAAAAUUGUUUAAUAUCCCAAUUUUCUUGUGAAUUUAUUCAGUGGAAUCUCUGAUGAGUCAAAUAUCCCGAGCAGCAUGCACAGUGUGCCCCAAAACAGUGAAGAAUUCUUAAAUUCGGUGGUCAGUAAUUUUGCCAGAUGUUUUUACGAAGCUGCAAAAUUCAAUUUUCCUGAGCUGCAAGGGUAGUAACUUUUAUGAAUUUUCCUCCAUCCACAAAAACGACCCUCUUCAAGCAAAAGAUUUUCACGGUAAAUAUUAACCCUAAAAAACCCUCUAUAACUUGGAAUAGUUGCUUUUUCGAAAAGACACUUGCAGUGUGCAAAAAUGCAUAAAAUAUUACACAUCAGAAUUACGAUUUUAGGCCCAUUUUUUUUGCCUUUUGGACCCAGGAAAAAAGGUCUAGGCUUCCAAGUUUGUCAGGAAAUGUGAGAUGUAGGACUAGCUUUUAGAUUAUAUGUCUAUGGAUGAAAUUCAUUUAGUAACUUGGAAAAAAAUCAACUUUUACGAAGCUGCAACAUUACGAAGGUGCAAAAUCUUCCCCUAUAUUGAAUCUUCCUAGGAUGAUUAACUAACGGAUGGAGCAUUUUAAUUCGCAAAUGGUAUAUUUUUCUUAAUUUCUUUAUAAGUUUUAAGCCUUAGAUCCAACAAAACUAAAUGUAACACGAAAUAGUAGCCAUAGAUACAGAGAAUAUAUUUUUAUCGAAUUUAAAAGUUUACAGCUGUUGCAGAUAGAAAAUUUGUCAGGAAAAUAUAAAAUAAAAAUUGCAAAUUUUACGUCUUUUUCAAAUGAGUUUUAGGAAAUGUUAUCCUUGCGCAAUCAUUAUAAAUUUUGUACCAAUAACACAACAUUAUGUAAUUUCUCAUUCGGUAAAAGUUUUAAAAUGAUUGCAUUUGGUUUAAUACCAAAACUAAAAAUUCACUUGGGAAAAAAUAUACCAUAGGGGAAAGUGCCCAUGCUUGAUACCAUUGGAAGCUUCGCAAUGACUAAAUUUUCUAUGUUUCACAUAUGUGACUCAUCGCAACCAUAUUUUAAAAACUAUGGGAAAGCGACCAGUUUUUAAAAUAUAUUGCGGAGUCGCGUUUAUUGAGAAACAUAAGAAAAAUUUAGUCACUACGAAGCUUCCAUUGGUAUCAAGCAUGGGCACUUUCCACUACUUUUGUUCGGAAAAUUUUUGAGAAUACUCCGCCCUGGAAUCUUCUGACAUUUUCGUGAUUUUUGACAACGUGACAUGGACCACUGUGGGUUUGCCCAAGUGACUUUAUGUCUGGGUGAAUUUUGUGACUAAGAAAUUGAAAAAAAAGGAAAAAUAACGUUAAUGACUCCAGCACACCUUUUAGAUCAGGAAAAUUUCAUGGAGUCGAAAUUCGAAUCCCUUUCUUUCUCGCAUGUUUUGCAUAUGACUAUCUCAUUCUUUCGCAUACCAAAUUCGAUUGAGCUAAAUUGAAUUUGGAGUGAGGUUUAAAAGAAGAAGAAGAAUACAAGAGAAUGAGAUAGACAUAUUCAAAGCAUGUGAGAAAGAAAGGAAUUCGAAUUUCGACUUCAUGAAAUUUUCCUGAUCUAAAAGGUGUGCCGGAGCCAUAAAUAUCAAUUUUAUUGAUAAGAGCAAACCUUACUGUCAGCAAUUGAAGUAGUUUUAACAUUUUAUAGAAAUACUUUUUAUGAGAUUUUAUUCAUAACCUCACAAAAUACUUACGUCAUCAGUUCGGUUAUUGGCCCAUUUUAUUUCAAAAUGACGAUGUUUGUCUUUAUUAUCUUGAUAUCAUCUUUUAAUUCGCCGUUGAAAAUUUUAAUUUCAAUUAACCAUAAAUCGAGCAAGAGGCGUGGCCUAAUUUCAUUUUUAGGUGGAGCUUAUUGAAUCAAAAUUAAUUAAUUCAUCAACAUAAAAGAUUUAAAAAAAACCUGUCAGCAUUCUGUAGACAUGUAAUUUCGUUUUUUGAACAAAAUAGUACGAAUAGUAGCAAUUUAUUUGAAUUGACCUGCUUCAUUUCUCACAUCAUUUGACUUCUUCAUUGGAAAAUGUGUUAGAGAAUCUCUGAAUGUUAUAUAGAAAUCUGACGAAAAAAAUAUAAAUGUAUGUACUUCAUUCAAUAUAAAUACUCUUAACGGUGAUCUUCAACUAAAUUAGUAUGGUUCAAUACAAAUUUGCUCUAAAAUUUUCGAAAUUCAUUGAAAACAUAAAGAAAAAUGGUUGACGAUCACCAAAAGAUCCACUAUAAAAUUAAAAAAAAAAGAAAAUAAUAUACAUGAGGUGAAAGUAACUUUUGAAAAUAAGUGAAUUUCUCAACAGAAUCCAUUUAUUUUUUAUUCACAUGAAACUGAUGCAGUAAAGUCUUGAGGUACAAUUAAAACCAUCUUUUUUUACAAUAAAGUGAAAUAAAGAAAAUACAUUAUGAUCAUAUUUAUCAAACUAAAAAAACAUAGAGUAUUUUUUAAAUGACGCCCUUGCUAAUCUUUACACAAUUUUCACUGAAGAAAAUGAAGAAGAGAGGAUAUAAACAUUCUGUUCUCAACAAUAUUUAGAAAUGGGAAAUUAAAAAAAAAUAGUUUUAAAAAUAAGAUGAAAAUGAUAAAUUAUCGAACGACUAAAUGUAAAUUCUACCUUGUAGUUGAUGAAAGUGAGACAAAAUGAGGGAAUGGCAAAUAUACAUAUUUCAGAGCUAAUUUAUUUUCUACUAAAAAGAUGAGAGAAAAAAAGAAAUAAAAGAAAUUGAGUAAAAAAAAAGCCGAAAUAUCAAUUUCUAUCCCAAAGUUAGAAAGAUAAAAAAAAAGAGAAAAGAAACAAAGCUAUAUAGAUAUUGAAGAAAAAAAAAACUCAUAACAUUUCACACAGAGCUUUUAAUUCCUACUAAUGCAAUUUCUAACACA
Messenger RNA from Phlebotomus papatasi, 13015 nucleotides. It is a transcript of the gene Galphas, whose product is annotated as guanine nucleotide-binding protein G(s) subunit alpha. Gene Ontology annotation, cellular component: heterotrimeric G-protein complex. Gene Ontology annotation, biological process: adenylate cyclase-activating dopamine receptor signaling pathway; sensory perception of chemical stimulus. The transcript has 10 exons. Gene Ontology annotation, molecular function: G-protein beta/gamma-subunit complex binding; GTPase activity; G protein-coupled receptor binding. NCBI's taxonomy places the organism in Eukaryota, Metazoa, Arthropoda, Insecta, Diptera, Psychodidae. The coding region runs from base 418 to 1572 and encodes 384 amino acids. The record is from RefSeq and is a predicted model, not a curated record.